AUGACGUUACCUAGCUUCAUAACGUCACUUCACUACGCGGGCGUGUUUGUGCCAUAUACCGGUACUGUGGAAGGAAUGGAUGCUGUUCUGUUUCUCUGUAUCGGGCUAGCCAUUAUAGGAUACACCUAUGGCACGGUCGGUAACGGCACAGAGAAGCUGUUGUUCCGAGAUCUGUUCCGUACUUACGAUACAACUCCGAGGCCCAUCAACAACAUCAGCCUUCCAGUAGUCAUAAAAUUUGGCGUGGCCCUAAAUCAAAUCCUCGACUUGGACGAGAAGAAACAGGUGAUGACGACAUCAAUGUGGAUACAAGAGAGCUGGGUAGAUGAAAACUUACAGUGGGACCCAAGUGACUACGAAGGACUGGACACGUUGAUGGUAGCGUCUACUUAUGUGUGGGUCCCUGAUAUAUUCAUCUUCAACACAGCGGGAGGGGAAUUAGACGGUUUCGUGAACGUAACAGGAAGUAAGUUAAUGAUCAAGAGUGAUGGUGGGAUCAAAUGGACAGUGCCCUUGAUGAUUAAGAGCGCAUGCUCAAUGGAUGUAAAGUUCUUUCCAUACGACAGUCAGCGAUGCCGGAUAAACUUUGGAUCAUGGAUAUAUGACGGAUCUAAAAUUGACUUGCAGCCGUACCCUACCAAACCUGAUCUUGGUGAUUACAUGCUCAACAGCGAGUUUGACCUUCUGGGGGUAACCUUGGACAGAACAGUAGCCAAUGAGACAUGCUGUCCCGGGCCAGGUAGUCAUCCCAUGAUCAACUUUGGCCUGAGAAUCAAACGCAAGUCCAUUUAUUAUGACUACAUCGUGAUAGCACCGACCAUCAUGUUGUGUGUUCUCACACUUGCUACGUUUCUCCUGCCUUGCCACCACGGCGAGAAGAUUUCUAUUGGUCUGACAGUGUUUCUGACACUAUAUGUGUUACAACUAUUGAUUGCUGAAAAUGUACCAGAUACCAAUACGACACCAAUCUUAGGUAUCUUCAUAUUCCUGGUGAUGACCAUGAACUGUAUAUCAAUGAUAAUGGCUACUGUUGUACUCAUCAUAAAAAAACAUGGCGGUCUCAAGCCAGUUCCAAUGGUGCCUUCAUGGGUUCUUUGGUUCUGCGAGACUUGUCUCAGUAAACUGGUAUGUACUCAGCUUCGUUCCUGGGACUUUCAGUUCGAUCUGUGUGCCGAGGAGCGUGACUAUGUACCACCUGCACCACUUGACCGACCCUGUCUUGUUAUGACAGAUCCCUUGGGGAUCCAAAACCACCGGAUAAAAGACUACGGUCCGGACACGGCCGACACCUUGACCGGCAUGUAUGACGGAUUUGAUGUUGGAGACUAUGUGCAGAUGAACGUAUGUUAUAACGACAGUGAAAUCGUUACAAAUGGUGACACAAAAACUCAGGGAAAUGGAUGCGUACCUCAAUGUUCAUCAAAUCAUUUAGGAUCCAAUAGGCGGGAGACCGAGAUUGAAGCAGAUGAUGGUCAGUGUUCUUCCUCAUGUGACAUGACGUCAUAUAGACGGAUGUUGCGAAACAGGCGUUCUUACAGAAGAGCAUUACAUACUGACGACACGGAGGAAGAAACAGUGAGUUUACACAACGAAUCCACUUUCAACGAAGAUUAUAUGGAGCAAGUGUUCCGAAUAAACAGAUCUCGGGCUGUAAUGGAGCGAAAACGCCAGUGGUAUUUUGUGGCAGAAGUCGUCGACAAAGCAUUGUUUUUAGUAUACCUGGUCAGCAUGUUUGUUACCAUAACGACGGUAUUAGUCAUAGUUCCGUCUACAGCUCCAUCAACGUAAAGCAACACCAGUUGGGCAAUCGAAUUUCAUUAUUUAAGAACCAUGAUAUUGAAGUAUAUUUCUUUAUGAUCGUCAGUUAGCAGCUAUUAAAACACUCCGCCUUUCGGCGAUAUCGUGUCAUUAAUUUAACAAUAAUAAUAUCAAAA
Ylistrum balloti is the source of this 1934-nucleotide messenger RNA. RefSeq names its product neuronal acetylcholine receptor subunit alpha-10-like. The coding region runs from base 1 to 1788 and encodes 595 amino acids. Gene Ontology annotation, cellular component: postsynaptic membrane; synapse; neuron projection. Gene Ontology annotation, biological process: regulation of membrane potential; monoatomic ion transmembrane transport; chemical synaptic transmission. The record is from RefSeq and is a predicted model, not a curated record. Gene Ontology annotation, molecular function: acetylcholine-gated monoatomic cation-selective channel activity; transmembrane signaling receptor activity. The transcript is spliced from 7 exons. NCBI's taxonomy places the organism in Eukaryota, Metazoa, Mollusca, Bivalvia, Pectinida, Pectinidae.